This is a messenger RNA of Botrytis sinoallii, 801 nucleotides long. RefSeq lists its product as uncharacterized. NCBI's taxonomy places the organism in Eukaryota, Fungi, Ascomycota, Leotiomycetes, Helotiales, Sclerotiniaceae. Gene Ontology annotation, cellular component: nucleus; proteasome core complex, alpha-subunit complex; proteasome core complex. The coding region runs from base 1 to 801 and encodes 266 amino acids. Gene Ontology annotation, biological process: ubiquitin-dependent protein catabolic process. The record is from RefSeq and is a predicted model, not a curated record. The transcript is spliced from 3 exons.
AUGUUCAGAAACAAUUAUGAUAACGAUUCUGUUACCUUCUCCCCACAGGGUCGAAUCUUUCAAGUCGAGUAUGCUUCAGAGGCUGUGAAGCAGGGUAGUGUUGUUGUGGGAAUAGUUAGCAAGACUCAUGCUGUUCUUGUGGCUUUAAAGAGAAACGCAGAAGAACUCUCCUCCUACCAAAAAAAAGUAAUCGCAAUCGAUGAGCACGUCGGACUGGCCCUCGCCGGUCUUGCCUCCGACGCCCGCGUCCUCUCCAACUUCAUGAAAAACCAAACUCUCGCCUCGCGUUUAACAUAUGACCGAGCUAUCCCCAUCGAACGACUCGUCGCUUCAAUCGGUGACCGCGCUCAAACUAAUACUCAACAUUACGGAAAGCGUCCAUAUGGUGUUGGUCUUCUCGUAGCUGGUGUUGAUGAAACCGGACCUCAUCUAUUCGAGUUCCAACCAUCGGGCAUGACGCAGGAAAUGAAUGCUUGUGCGAUUGGUGCGAGGAGUCAAAUGGCCAGAACUUAUUUGGAGAGACAUUUGGAGGAGUUUCCAGACUGUGGAAGAGAGGAAUUGGUUAAGCAUGGUUUAAGAGCACUUAAGGAAUCUCUAGCUCAAGACAAGGAGUUGACGGUCGAGAACACAAGUGUGGGAGUUGUAGGAAUUAAAGCAGAAGGGGCUAAGAGCAUUGAAGGUUUCAAGCUAUUCGAUGGUCAGGAUGUAAAGCAAUGGGUAGAUUUGGCAGCGGAUAGUGCAGAAGGCGCAGAAGGUACCGAAGCUGCGGAGGGUGGUGAUUCGAUGGAGGUAGAUGCAUAA